This is a messenger RNA of Dendrobium catenatum, 1755 nucleotides long. RefSeq names its product aromatic aminotransferase ISS1. The record is from RefSeq and is a predicted model, not a curated record. Gene Ontology annotation, molecular function: pyridoxal phosphate binding; catalytic activity. The transcript is spliced from 10 exons. Lineage: Eukaryota; Viridiplantae; Streptophyta; Magnoliopsida; Asparagales; Orchidaceae. Bases 361 to 1548 code for a protein of 395 amino acids. Gene Ontology annotation, biological process: biosynthetic process.
AGUUCCUGAUCCACAUACGAAGUUGAAACUCGCUUGCCAUUAAAUCGGAUAUUUCCGUCGUCUGACUGAAGAGGAAGAGAGAGAGAGAGCACAAGAGUAAUCGAGCAAUACCUAUAGUCCAGAUUCUUCUCUUGUUUCGCUUGCCCGAUCUGGUGCAGAGUUCUAAAGGAGGGUGCUUACCCUUUUUUUUAAUUAGAAGCAGCAGCUAAUUGGAAUUGGUAACUUGUGGGCGCUUUUUAGUUCUCUUUCGAGUUGGUCCGAGGUGGUUGGCGUUGAACUUCAUCCCUCUUUUUGAUUGGUGAUAUUUUUCAACAAAAUUAGGCCUUUCUUCUUCCCCCCCUUCUACUCUGCCCUUCUGAGAUGGGAACUUUUGCAAAGCUUUCGAGGAGGGCUCUGGAGACUGAAACCCCUGUGAUGGUUCAGAUCCAAGAAUUGAUGCGAGGAGCCAAAGAUGUCAUCUCACUUGCACAGGGGGUAGUUUACUGGCAACCUCCCGAGCAGGCUUUGAGGAAGGUGCAAGACAUUGUAUGGGAGCCUUCAACUAGUUAUUAUGGUGCAGAUGAAGGACUUUCAGAAUUGAGAUUGGCAUUGCUUGAGAAGUUACGUCGGGAAAACAAAUUGACAAGGUCUUCAGUUAUGGUGACAGCUGGUGCCAACCAGGCAUUUGUGAAUCUUGUCCUUACAUUAUGUGAUCCUGGGGACUCUGUUGUUAUGUUCGCACCAUAUUACUUCAAUGCUUACAUGUCAUUUCAGAUGACUGGCAUUAACAACAUACUGAUUGGUCCAAGCAAUAAAAAUACACUACAUCCUGAUGUAGAAUGGUUGGAGAAGUUGCUUUCAGAGAAAGAAACUAAAUCAGUUCCGAAGCUUGUUACAGUGGUCAAUCCAGGCAACCCUACUGGGAGUUAUAUCCCACCGCCACUCCUUCAGAGAAUUUCAGAUCUCUGUAAAAGUGUUGGAGCAUGGCUUGUUGUAGAUAAUACCUACGAGUACUUCAUGUAUGAUGAUUUGGAGCAUUCUUGUAUAGAAGAUGACCACAUAGUCAAUGUUUUUUCAUUUUCUAAAGCUUAUGGAAUGAUGGGAUGGCGUGUUGGUUAUAUAGCUUACCCUACUGAAGUGGAAGGCUUUGGCGCUCAACUCCUCAAAGUCCAAGAUAACAUACCCAUCUGUGCUUCCAUAAUAGGACAGCGCCUGGCGCUUUAUUCAUUGGAAGUAGGCCCAAAAUGGAUAAGAGAGAGAGUCCAGGACCUUGUGAAGAACAGAGAGAUGCUCAAGAGAGCUCUUUCUCCGCUCGGCGAAGAGGCGGUUAAAGGCGGCGAAGGUGCCAUUUACCUGUGGGCAAAACUCCCAGAGAACUGUUCUGAUGAUUAUGAGGUUGUUCGAUGGCUAGUCAGAAAGCAUGGGAUAGUGGUAAUACCUGGAAGUGCAAGUGGUGGAGCUGGUUACAUCAGGGUCUCAUUUGGUGGGUUGAAAGAGGCUGAUUGUGAAGUUGCUGCAGAGAGGCUAAGGAAGGGAUUGGAAGAACUAGUGAGAGAUGGGAUGAUAUAGUUGUUUUUUUUUUUUUUUUUUUUUUAGUAUUCUUCCUUGAUUUCUUUUUUAAAAUAAAUGUGUAUUCAGGGCAAGGAUGCCAAAUCUAUGGGCAAGGAAGUAAUGAUUUUAAAUGAAGAACUUGAUUGAUUGUAAAAUCUGCUCGAACUAGCAGAUGUAUUAUUUCUAAAUGGAAGUAACAGGCUAUUCUUGGGGAUGUUUAAUUCA